CAGACGCGACGAUGAUGGAGGAGGGAGCGUACGGAGGCGGCAAGGCAGGAGCCCCUUUUGACCCUCUGGCGUUCGUCCAGCGGCCCCAGGUCAUCCUCAGGGCAGUGACAUGGCUCUUCUCUGUUAUCAUUUUUGGGUGCAUCUCAUCACAAGGAUGGACAAAAGACAGAACGGGGAAGGAAACCUGCCUGUAUGAUGGGGACAGCAACGCGUGCAACUAUGGGGUUGGUAUAUCCGUCAUUGCCUUCAUGGCGUCAAUCGGCUUCAUUGUUGGGGAAUACUUCUUUGAGCAGAUGUCCUCAAUCAAGACCAGGAAACACUACGUUAUGGCUGAUAUGGGAUUUUCUGGUUUCUGGUCAUUUUUGUACUUCAUUGGUUUCUGCUACCUGACCAACAAGUGGAGCAGUGCACCAACCCCUCCCUAUGGUGUCAACAACAUGCAAGCUGCCAUUGCCUUCAGCUUCUUUGCCAUCUUUCCUUGGGCUGCAGCAGCUUACCUAGCCUUCUUGAGGUAUAAGCAAGGGGCUGACCAGGCCUUUGCCCCAAGUUAUGAAGCUGAUCCAACCAACAUGGGAGGCUACAACAGCUACCCUGAUGCCACAGAUCCUGAGGGUGGCUACUCGCAACCACCGUUCACUGGUGGUCAGCCAGGCCAACCACCCCAGUCAGGUAUGCAGCAGGCACCUCCAUACUAGGCCACCAAGGUGUGUGCGCACUUUCUUUGUGGCGCAGCUAGUCAGUCUACACACUAGUCGGCACCGCUCUGCUGGAUAGCACCGUCACUCUCCCCCUCCCCCUCCCCUCAUGCCGCAAGCAACCCAAGUAUUUCAGGUCUCCUGGUAGCAGCAUACCUUAGGGGGGCUGGGUCAUCCAGGGAACAUCGAAAGGCAGAAAAGAAAUGUCUACACAGUGCUGACGUCAAUGAAGAGUCCUAGAACAAGUAAAAUAUAAUUUUUAAGGAGAUUUUUUGAAGGCCUGGGGGAGGAGCAAGCGUAAAAGAUAAAUAAUAAUGAUAAUGAUAGUAAUGAAACUUAAACAAAUGACAAUAGAGGACAGUUCACCUACCUUCCAAGACACAACUUUCACAAGAAGGGCCCCUGGUACUGGUAUAGAAGAUUAAGCAAGAAAAAGAAUAUAUACAUAUUUAUUAUUUAUUAUUUUUUAAUAAGGUUAAUCACAUUUUCAGUUACAAAAAUUGUCAGAGGAUGCUUUAGCUACCUCAUGGUUUUAUCAAUUUUUCAGCAUUGAUAUCCUUAAUGUUCAAGUAUUUCAUUACAGGUAGACUAGGAAUCCUGUUUAUUUCUUGUAAAUAUUGAUGACACAUUUUACCCUUAAAGCAGUUGCAAAGUGUUUUCUAUGUCCUGAUAAAUUGAGAGUACCAUGCGUCUGUCUUAGAAUGUAGAUGAUGUUAGGCAACCUAUAGGUCCCUCAGUUCAUUCUAUGGUACUUGGGAUAUAGUCAACAAACAUCAAUAUUCCCUAUCUGUAACACAUUCCUUUUUACUUCAAUGAAUAUAUUUUUAAAAUCUAAGUUCACAUUCAGAUAAAGAUAACAGACAGAUUGCUUCUUAAAUCUGCUUCAGAGCCAUGAUAACAAAUGUGUUCCCCCCAUGGGGGAAUGCGCUCUUUCUCCCCAAGGGUUGCCUGAGAAUGUUGUGCUCAGAUUUCACAUUGCCGUUGUUUCAUCAAAUGAUCCUUGUUAAAAAAACUUCAACUCCCAGACUGUUUACACCCUUCCCUUCCCCUCUUGAACAUGUGCCAAUAACUUGCAAUAACGAUAUUCCUGUCAGUAAGAUUAAAAGGAAGAAACACGACAUGAAAUUUAAAAGCUGUAUUGCAGUGGAGUCCAGAAUAUAUGUAAUGUACAGAUGUCGAUACUGGAAGUGGGUUCAUCAUGUAAAGGCAAGAUACGCCAUCACAAAGAUUAGUCGGGGUUGCCAGAGUGAAGCUAGGUUCAUGAUUUCUCAUUUAUCCCUUUCUCAAUCGCAAUUGUCCUGGUCUCGAAGCAUUUUGCACGGGCACCAGAUUUAAGGAGGGUUUGAUUAAGCUUAUAUGGCCAUAUCAGGCAGUUUAUCUAAUUUUUGUGCAAUAUUAUGAGGGCAUUCCUGAGAUUUGACUAAGGAUUUUCUUUUUUUAUGCUAUAACUUUAAAAAUUAUCUUUGUGAUAAAAGAAUAUACUCAUUCUUUUGCUUUUUUAAGCAAUGCACUAAUUUACUCAGUAUGAAUCUCGCUAAUUGUCAGACAGGCUAAAGACAAGACAUGUCGACACAGACACACUAUUACAUAUACUGUACAUAUGCAUACUCAUACAUGCAUAUACACCUACUUACACUGUGUUCACUUGACACCUAAUAGCUAACAUGUUAAACUAAUGGAAUAUAUAUAUAUAUAUAUAUAUAUAUAUAUAUAUAUAUAUAUAUAUAUAUAUAUAUAUAUAUAUAUAUAUAUAUAUAUAUAUAUAUAUAUAUAUUAUACAAUCUCACUUAAUCUAUUUGUUCAUAGUAACCUUUGCCCUUUAACCUAACACUUUUUUCUGUUAGGUCUGUAGUGAAUGCAAGGAAUCACUCGCAUGCAUAUGCAGCCACACACCCAGAGAUACACUCUUCUUCCUCACUUCCUUUGUAAAAAAUGCCUGAACAUAUAACAUAAGUGUAUGUUUGCAGACAUGCAAGUGAAAAUGUUAUUAAUGAUUUACAUAGCUUUACUAUGUAAAUGUAAGUAAUUUCAGUCUAUAUUACAGUAUAGGUGGGCCGUUUAGUACAGCCCAGGCAAAGCUAAUCUUCGCAAUUUCAUUGAGCCAAAUAAUGACAUAUAAAGAUAUAUAGAAUAUAAUGAAAGCUAAAUUGGCUGCACAAAAUGAAAAAGCAAUAAUUAAAAUGACGUAAGACUAUAUAGAUAUAUAUAUUUUUUCUUUUUUGCUUAUUUUAUGUGACUAGAUAUUUUUUGUUAGAGCAUGUACAUAGAUUAAUUAUUGUAAAUGGAUAAUCUGGCAACCCUGACACCAGUAACAUGGCCAGUGGAGAUUUGGUGGUUUAAUGAUCUUAUAUCUAUUUUCCAGUCUAUUUUAUGUAUAUAGUUUCAUAAUGUGAUAAUAGAGAAAACAAAUAAUUAUUGUUAAUAUAUUUUCCCCAAGCAGAGUGAAUGAAAUGUGGAUAUAUUUAUAUAUUUUGAACCACAAAGCCGUUAUUUUUGUCCUGCUCUUCAAAGCAGAUCUUCCACAGGAUAUUUUUCUUCAUUCAAAAGAAAUAAAAUAUAUACUUCCACAUAUCAUGUUAUUGUAUGAAGAUCAGAAGAAACAUUAAUUGAGCUCUAUGAAACAAACAAAAAAAAUAAUAAUUGCCUUGUUAUUAUCUAUCACUUUUUUUUUUUUUUUUUUUUUUUUUUCUUUUUUUUUCUUUUUUUUUUUUUUUUUGAAAAAGUAUUCCUUAGAUUCCACAAGAGAAACUAUGUAAGAAAAAAAAAUUAAAGAAGAAGCAAGAUUUGGCAGCACUUUACUAGACAAAUAUUUUCUCAAUUAUCUCAACUGAAUUUCCUAUUACCUUCACCAGUACUGAUCCUCUGGAAAUUUUAAAGAUAUAUAUUCAUAAGAAAUGGGAAAAAAAAAAUAAUCACAUAUGAUGGUCCAUGUCUCACCUUCAACCAACAGGGGUCAAGAUGAUUUGGUUGGCGAACCUAGUUUGUUUUUUGUGUAACUGUUGUGACUAUGUGAAAAAAGGCCGAAUAGCCCAGUUCACCUUCUGUAAUCAUAUUCAUCUAGUUAUUGGUGUAUAAAUGUACGUAAGAUUAUUGGAGCGUCAGUAGUCGCAAGUGCAGUAAUGUCAAAAUUGCUAGAACGUGGUCAACUUGUGUUGUGUUGUUGUAAAAAGAAGAAGAAAAAAAACAAAACAAAAAAAAAAAACAGGAAGAAAAAGUAAUGCUUCUGCAAAGCUGUUUCACUGGUGACCCAAGAUGCAAAACCUCAAACAUACGACAAACAGUACCGUUAAACUGUGAAACCAUUUCCUCUCAUCACUGCAGUGGUAUGAGACCUCGCCUGCAUUCGGUACGAGUAUGUACAAUAGGUUUUUGCUUGGGGCUAAUUGACUGCACAAGCGAUUGCCGACAAUUAAAUGUAUAGUGAAAUUCAGUGCUGUAGAUAUUGUUGCCAGGAUAGAAUGAGAAUGUUUGGAAGCCUUUACAAGUAGUGUAUCAGUAUUUAAGGAAUGUCUGACAAAUACAGUAUUUGAACUUUCCUAACAAAAUUUCACGCUUGGGGACUUGUCGUAAGUUGUUUGUAUAUAAAACUGUCACGGAAUGUUGGAAAUGUUAUUUUGCAUGAAAGCUAGUCAUGUAUUUGUUUUUACAUAGAGGCAUUCCUUGAUACCUGACACUUCCAUUUCAUUGUUAAGUACGAUACAUUCCAGAUAUGUUUGGGAAAUGGUUUGUUGUUUUCCCUUUGAAUGUACAUUAAGUCUGUAGGAUUUUUGUGUUAUUACACAAGUACAUUAAUUUAUGUUCUUUUUUUCUUUUUAAUCAUAGGUUAUUGGGAGGCCAAGAAAGAAAUGGAUUUUUAAAGAAAAUAGGUUUUAUGUUACGAGUACAGGUUGUUAUUGUCAUUUCAAAAACAGCAGUAUUACUUACUUUUUUUAGUAAAUGUGUAAUAUGAAUUGGGAAAAUCAAAACAGGGCAUGCACUCUUGUCAUUCAUUCGCUUCUUUUCCAAGAAAAUUAAGCCAAGAUUAGCUCUGGAUCGGUGUCUUUCAACGAACUGUUACACUUAGAACCUCCACACUGGUUGGGGGUUCAUCGGCCAUCUUCCCUCAGUCUUGUUUCUUCCCGUUACCCGGUGUUCUGUACUGUAAAAGUAUUAGGUUUUUGUUUGGAAUCUUGCUUUUCUCUUCUUCUUUAUUGGAAUGUAAUGUAAUGCACACAAUAAAAACAAAGUGCUUGAAAA
Messenger RNA from Penaeus indicus, 4931 nucleotides. It is a transcript of the gene Syngr, whose product is annotated as synaptogyrin-like. The record is from RefSeq and is a predicted model, not a curated record. The coding region runs from base 12 to 695 and encodes 227 amino acids. Gene Ontology annotation, cellular component: neuromuscular junction; synaptic vesicle membrane. Lineage: Eukaryota; Metazoa; Arthropoda; Malacostraca; Decapoda; Penaeidae. The transcript has 5 exons.